This is a messenger RNA of Opisthorchis viverrini, 6511 nucleotides long. RefSeq lists its product as hypothetical. The record is from RefSeq and is a predicted model, not a curated record. Gene Ontology annotation, cellular component: membrane. Gene Ontology annotation, molecular function: G protein-coupled receptor activity. Gene Ontology annotation, biological process: G protein-coupled receptor signaling pathway. Lineage: Eukaryota; Metazoa; Platyhelminthes; Trematoda; Opisthorchiida; Opisthorchiidae. The transcript is spliced from 25 exons. Bases 20 to 6181 code for a protein of 2053 amino acids.
CUGUUUAUUAUCGCAACGGAUGGAUUUGGGUCAGGACAUACUGUGGCGUAGUUUGAUUAACCAGGUGAUAGCUGACGAAAAGAACGCCAAAAAAAUCAACAAGGUGCUGAAGUGUAUUCCAAAUGCAGAUCGCAAUUUGGCUUCAAAGGAAAAAGCGUUAGAAGUACUGAGAUCUGCGGGAAUCAUCGAUUCAAUACUUCACGUGGUUCUACCAAACGUUCCAAGCGCCAAAGAAGUUAAUACACCGGAAUUUGAAACAAUCCACAGUGGAAAAACAUCUUUUUCGAAUGGCAUUUGUGAUGUAGAGCAGAAACCACCAUUCACUGUUGGGCUUGUUGUGGAAAUAUUCAGAGGCACUGCCUUCAUAGAACACAUAGGGAGUUACAGGGAUUAUAUUCUUGAAGAAAAAGGACAGGUUAAAUCAGCUGUUAUUAUUCAUCUUGCUUGUGGACGUUACCGUGACUGCUCGAAACCGGCGCCUUUCACAAGCGAAGUUAACUUUGGAGAGGAGUUUUGCCUUCCAUUGACGACAGAUACCGAAGACAAUCGAUCCGCCGGGCCUCAACAAAUUCUACUCGAAAACUCCACUUCAGCACAUCAUUUACACAUAGUCGUUGUUUCGAGAGAAUUUGAUACUGGCCGUACAAACCUGGUGGCCUCAACUGUGCUCGACUGGCGGCGGCACUUGUUUCACGGUACUAAUUCCGCCCAGACGGCCGGAGAGCAACCAUGGACUGCGUUUUUUCCGCUGGAGCUGAAAAGCGUGGAUCCGGACUCGAAGAUGACGGCCGGUAUUCUGGAUUUGCGGCUCAGUAUUGUUUGGAAUUUGCCCGACAGGCUUCCUGACACACAGCCGUCUCCGUCCAGAGGACCAAAGCGGACACCUCCCCCUCCCCUUCCACCCCAGGUUGUUGAUGUUCAAUUCGCUCUCGAGUCCGCCAGGGCUUCGCAACGCGAACAGAAUUUCACCCUCUAUGUCCGUCAAUGGUGGCAAGAACUGACGCGCAUUCGAGAAGGACUGAUUUCCAGACGGCUCAUCAAACUGUUUGCUGUGGAUGAGAAUUCCACGAAUCAAUUCGUGUGCAAAUUUGUACGUCCUCUGAAUGCUCAGCGUUUCGUCAGGACUCCCACAGAGGCCGCGCGGUUUGUCUCCACCAUUCCAUGUGAACCGUGUCGAGGUGUCGGCGGUGGUCCGCGGGAGCAGUGGUGUUCCACCAUCGCGCUUCCCUCAUAUCGUUUGGCAUCACAGCUGGAAGCCGUCACGAAGAGACUGAAGCUUACCAUGGUGUGGCGACCCAUCGAGCUAUACUGGGGUGGGGGAUGUCCGCGCGACACCAACAGAGUUUCUCAUACCAGCAUAGUCCCCAUUCCGCCUAACCGUUUUCUACCUUCAGCGCUUGCUUUUUUGGCAAGAAACCGAGGAGACGUCGCGGAUCAUGCGAACCUCCUGUGUUCUCUCCUCCUCGGUUUCGGAUUGGAUGCCUACGUAAUGAUUGGAACGCGGCGCUCCUGUGAUUCUGGGGCAGACAGUGCGGAUCUCAAUGGCAGCACAUCAGCUAAGUCGUAUAUUUGGGUUGCCGUUUUUAAUGUUGAUUCUUCGGUUGUCUUGUUUUGGGAUGCUGUAUCCGGUCGGCGACACGUUCAAACCGUGGAUUCUAGCUGUGGGGACCUCAAUACCAAUUUGUAUAAAACAGUAGAUUGUGUGUACAAUCAUAACUCGUUCUAUGCGAACAUACAGCCGUCAAAUGAUUUGGCAAGCUGCUCAUUACGGAUCUCGGAUUCAUCCCACUGGUAUCCCCUCCCUUCAGAUGUGAUAUCUUCAGUUACCACCUAUUCGAACCUGGUUCCGGAAACUCUACGUGGCCCCGUUUCGAAUACCGCCGAAUUGGGUGAUCGUAUUGUACGUGAACUACGUACGUUGGUAACCAACUGGCGUAUGGCCCGUCUUCAUCAUGAGUCGCCAAACACAUGGACGUGGGACGAAGAAUUAUGUCGAAUGAUGUCCCCAGUCCUGGCUGGGUUUGAAGCUGAUCAUCUACUUGCGUGUAUGGCUCUCGAGGCUGAGAUGUCUUCCUCUACCACGUGUCAACUCGAAGCCCGGUUGAACAUGGCAGCGAUCCAUAACUACGUCCCUGAGGGUUACACGUUCAAAGCUUAUCCUAUCCAGGUAGGUCAAUCGCGGAAAACGUCCAGCACCAUCGACUACGAUGGCUCGGUCAUGUGCUACGCAUGCCGAAGCACCGUCUACCGAGACGAGUGUUGUUCUCAGUGCCUCGUUCAGGAUGGCACAAACCACAAGGUGGACAAUGUACUACGUCGCGGAAAAGAUUACGAAGAGUUUGGAUGUCGUGUACGCAAAUCGCGCACACCUCGCUUAGCCAUUGAGAAGCUAGUUGAUCCAGAAACCAAACGAAACUAUCAGAAACAGCUCCUCGAAUGCCUGCCGGACGGUACGGUGUCGGAUAUAAACGGCCACUGGGGAAAAAUAUCCAACGCGUUACUCAAAGCAGGAGAGUCUGCUUGCGGUACAACCCAGCCAACCUCAUCCAAGCAUUGGAUCUCUGAUAGAACCGUGUCUUUUCUGGAGACCCAGCGACAGAUUCCACCUGCUCGCCACCAGGUGGCGCAUCAUCCGACGCCAGGUGAAAGUGACUGUCCGCGCAAACCGAGAAGCUUGGUGGACCCCUCUCCCCACCCCAUGAAUAACUCUCCUCUUGCAGGCCCAGCACUUAGGACUGAUGACUCCGUUCGUCAUGCAUCGGUUUUGCGUGUAGCAUCUACUCGUCACACGGUGCCGACAUCUUCAGGAAUCUCCAGAUCAGUCCUCAAGCCUCGACACCCACUCUAUCUGGCCGCGCUCAAUGUUCGCACUCUGAAGCAAGCAGGACAACAAGCUGCCCUUGCAUUCACACUGGACUCGCUUGGCAUUGAUGUGUGCUGUGUCUCAGAAACGAGAAUUCAAGAUGCAAGCACAGUGAUUGAGUUAACCGCCCCGUCAGUCUCCACUCGCUUCCGGCUACGCACCUCUGUUGAUCCAGAUGCUGCUGCGGUGGGAUAUGGCGGGUCUAACGCGUUUGUGUGUGUUUCUCUCUGCGUGUACCACAGCUCAUUUCACUACGGGUUGCCGAACGGGAAGUGGAGCGUAAUUUUGAAUAUAUUGCAUCAACACUACUCUCAUCUCCAACACACCGGCAACAACAGCAGCAGCUACUCAUGCGAUUUACCGGACGAGGACACGGUCGAUUUCUCAGUUUUGCUACCAGUCGGAGAGGGGUACAGCGCCACAACAACAGCAACAAUAAUCAACCUGUAUCGACCAGAACGAGCUAGCCUGUCUUGUCCGGUCCUGUAUCAAAACGAUUACAACUUUGCUUUUUUUAAACGUUGGUACAUUCUUCUUUAUUUAUUCAUCAAAUUCGUAAGUGGAAUGCGAUAUUUGACAAUGUUUCCGAAUCCACACUUUCUACGUUCGUUCAACUCGCAGUGCAUUCUGUAUGACAUCAAUCCAGCAACGCCUUCGCUUUUGUUGAAAAUGAUGGACACUGGAAACAGAAUCCGGUUGCACAGUGGUUUGGUUACCAUGUGUAUUUUAUGCACAUUUGUACCCAUUGGAAUAUACACUGCCGUACCGUUUAACACCGCGUCCCGUGAGGAUAUUUUACGUAAAUUUGUAAAUUAUGUACAAAGUGAGAAGACAUUUUGUUUCCCCGAUGCCUGGUCCCCCGGAUCCGCACAGGAUAGUGAUGAAUCAUUGUCUAAAGGACCUGUGUUGACAUUCCAUCCGUUGUUUACCGAUGUAAUCACUCCGCACUCUUUAAUGAGUAGCUUUCAUGAGGACGUCAAAGAGUCCAUUCGAAUCAUGCGUGUAAUCAAUCGAUUGUUCCACUUACCCCAAGGAAUACCGACAAAUGUAAUGACAGAGCUUUUGAAUUCCUAUAUCCAGGCCGCGAAACCAGUCACAUUCCGACAAACGAAUGACUUGACUACCAGUAAUGUGACUUCAGCCAACCAAAAUGUGACAUCUAUGUUAGCCAUAGGAUUGUGCAAGGACAGUGGACUAAUUUCUUAUGCAACAUCCGGCACAGAAGUGAUAAGUCCAGCAGUGCCCAAGAAAGUAUGUGCGGAAUUGAAAACCGCGGCAAAGCUCCACGAUCUGAGGAGUUUCACAGAGGAGACAAUCUACGAACGAUUUCAAAUGAACUGGGUGGCGAAUCAGUGUGAACAAAUCGCCGGCCGUCCAGCUGUCAUUCGUGUUGCUGUGCGUCCUGUGGAAGGCACCGGAAAACUUCACCUCUUCUUCGAACUGAACAUGGAAAAUUUCACACUGGAUCAAUGCAAACUGAACAUUCAUCGAUGCGGUGCGACGACAAGGUGCGUUUACAAGCGGUAUGCCCCUCACGCAUUCGCAAUGGAUAACUACGUUUGCCAAUGUACUGAGGGAUUUUUCUGGAAUAACGCGGAAAACGGCUUUCCAGCGCCAUUCAUUCAUCACCAGCUUCAGGUGGUUUCAGGAGAGACUAUUCCAGCUUUCCAAUGUCGCGCCUGUCCUUCGGGCUGCAGUCGGUGUGGUGAUAGCGAAGGUCGCACCUGCGAAGCCACACUUGAUUUCAACGUACUGCGCGCCAUCCCUUUGGCCAUGCAGAGCUUUUGCAUCACGGUUUGCCUCUUGCUUGGUCUCACUUUGCUCCGCCUCAGAAGAACACGAGUCAUCAAAGCAGCCAAUUGGAUACUGAUGGAAAUUUUGCUUCUGGGUGCCAUCCUACUUUAUUUGAUUGUGAUCGUGAUUUAUUUCCCUGCCAGUGAUAUCACCUGCAUCCUGGUCCCCUGGCUUCGUGAACUCGGGUUCUCCAUCAUGUAUGGUGUCCUGAUUGUGAAGAUUUAUCGGGUCCUUUCGGCGUUCCAGUCGCGAAAAGCUCACCGCGUCCAUGUAAGAGAUAAGGACAUUCUCAAAUUCCUUGGAAUAUUCAUAGUGACCACUUUCACCUACAUGGUAGCCUGGACGGCGGUCAAUUUGGACUACAUAUCUUCAGCGCCGUGGAAUCCCAGACCAGAAGCGCAAAGUUCCGUGGUUAGCAUGAUCCGCAUUGGACAGUAUCAAGUUUCCAGAAGCACCAACGAACAAAAGGACACGCUGAACAGCACCGGUUUGACUGUGGAUGACAGAAACCUUACUAGCUCUGUGGCAGCAUCAAUGGCACCGGUGGAAUCCGUCACUUUUGAAGUUUGUCGCGCGCUUUCGUGGGAUAUUGUCGUCGAAUUAUCGGAAUUCAUUAUUCUAGCUGUUAGUAUACACUACUGUCGUCUGGUCCGAACAGCACCAUCCGAGUACAACGAAACUUUGUACAUCAGCAUCGCAUUGAUUAUCGAACUGACUGUCUCGGGGAUUUUCAAUAUUGUCCGGCACCUGAUCUGGUAUUCCGUACAUCCAGACCACGUUUUCCUACUCUACUUUGCCCGGUCGCACAUCACUGUUACCGCCAAUCUGCUUCUUAUUUUCGGCCCAAAAGUCUGGUUCAUCUACAGACCGUCAAGUACAGUCACCGGACAGGGCCGUUCCCGAGCCAGCACGACUACACCCUAUACGGCUGACGCAACCUUGGCCUCAACGGGAAAACUGCCCUUGACACUCAAUGGGGACCUUGACAUUGCCGAUGUCAAUUUGUCCGAUAUGGAUCCCGAAGUUAUACGACGAGAACUCAAGCGUCUAUACACCCAGAUUGAAUUGUACAAGACAAAAGCUAUGAGAAAAGACAACCCACACAUCAGUAAACGACGCGGAGGUCGGAAACAACGCAGGUUCUCACUCCAGCCGUUCCACAAACGGCAUCACGGGCAAACCGGCUCGGGUAAUGUGCCAAUAAUGGUUGAAGGAGAAGUCGGUGAAUACGGGUGGACCGGUGGUCGUGGGGGUAAGGGUGUUUGUCCGAAACACGGGAGGCACUACAUGGGGUUUAGUCAAGGUGCUACGGGGUCAUCGGCCAGACAAGGUAGCUACCACGUCCAUUCAAGCAUUGUUCAUGACGAAGAAGUUUCCAGACUCUCGGAAGAAUCUACAAACAGUGUGGAUGAUCUGAAUCUUUCUAUUAGUAUGGGUCCGCAAGGUGCCGGGGAGAGGAGUCAACAGGAGGCGCGUGGUUCAAAGGGCAAAACAACCAGCUCAGAACAGCCACGACCCGGAUGAAACCCACAAGGAACUGGCCUGCUCUGAGCACCUGCCGGGCUCAUGUACAUAACGAUAUACACGCAAAAUGCCACGUACAGAAACUGCUGACUAUCAAGGCAACGCUCAACCACUGUAUUGACUUAAAAACAGAUAUGUAUGUAUUGGAUGUAAUUCCCUUCCCCCCGAACACCUCAGAUUUUGAAACAUGUAAAUUGAUCCUGCCCAAACAGAAUCGCUGUCGUUGUUUAGCGUUCAUUCAUGCAAUAUGGUCUUUGGUUGAAUUCUCCCCCUCCUAACCCUCCCCCCAACCCCGGAAACACACACCCCGGCAAUCGACUUCAUUUCCCC